CUGACAUCACUCCACUGCAUUCAGAGUGAAGUUUUCAAGCCAAGAGAAUAUAGGCUUUUACCAUCAUCCUCAACUUCAGACAACCUUGACCCAGCUCAAAACAUGAAGAUGCAGUUUACAGAAAAGAACCACAACAGUUUUAUGGUACAGGCCCUUAAUAAACAAAGAAAGAACAAGGAAUUUUGUGAUGUGGCUCUCAGUGUGGACCAGACUGUCUUCUAUGCUCACCUCAACGUCUUAGCAGCGAUGUCUUCCCAUAUAAGGAGUUUGAUAUCCAGCAAUGAUAUGAAAGCAGAUGAUGAACUCUUUAUUAUCAUUGAUGCGAAAUUCAUGAGCCCGGCCUUAAUGGAGGAAUUGCUUGAUUAUUUCUAUACUGGGAGGAUUGUGAUUUCAGAGAAGAAUGUGGAGGAACUGCUGAAGGGAGCAAAGUACUUCAGUUCCCAAACUUUAAGAAGUCACUGCUCUGAUUUCCUCCUCCGGUCCCUCAAAAUGGAGAACUGCCUCCAGUACAUUCUGAUAGCCACUACAUAUGACCUGAAGGACAUAAGGAAUGCUGCCUAUGAUGGGAUACGAGACAACUUUCAUUAUUGGGUAGGGCCUCAGGGCAUAUCAGAAUUUAUGCAAUGCCCUUAUCAUGUCUUCAGCAGAUUGCUUAAAGAGGAGAAUCUUCAUGUGCAAAACGAAGAUCAGAUCUUUCUCGCUCUCCUUCAGUGGAUAAAAUAUAAAAAGAAUGAAAGGGAGAAGCAUUUUAAAAAGUGCUUUACCUAUAUACGUUUAACAGCAGUUUCUACCAAAACACUACUCGCAGCCUGUCGGGAAGUGUUGCUCUUUGCAGACCACACUGGACCUCUGUCCCGGAUAGAAGCUGUGUUGAGUGAACGUAAACAAGGAAAUCCUCAAAGUUUGAUGCUUCAACAAAGGAAGGGGGCAUUAGUGGACUCAGUAGUAAUCUUAGGGGGACAAAAAGAACAGGGUAAAUUCAACAAUGAAGUGUUUGCAUAUGUAAUUGGAGAGAAUAUCUGGAUGAAACUCACAGAAAUGCCUUACAGAGCAGCCGCGCUCAGUGCAGCCUCACUGGGGAAAUUCAUUUAUGUCUCUGGAGGAACUACUGAGCAGAUCUCUGGACUGAAGACUGCCUGGAAGUAUGAUAUGGAUACCAACACAUGGAUCAAACUUCCAGAUCUGCCAGUUGGUCUUGUUUUCCAUACCAUGGUGACUUGUGGAGGCGCAGUGUACUCUAUAGGAGGUAGCACGGCCCCAAGAAGGUACAUUUCCAGUAUCUACAAGUACGAUGAAGGCAAAGAGAAAUGGACUCUUGCUGGGAAGAUGAGUAUACCUAUGGAUGCAACUGCACUGAUCACCAAGGGAGACAAGACUAUUUAUAUUGUGACAGGGAGAUGUCUGGUAAAUGGGCGCUUCUCACGAGUAGGUGUGCUGGACUGCUUUGACACAGAGACCCGGAACGUGGUCCAGUAUAUCACUUUUCCCAUUCAAUUCAACCACAAGCCCUUGUUGUCUUUUCCACAUGAGAACAUUUUGAGUAUACAGAGCCACAAAGAGAGCAUGGAAAUAAAUCUGCAGAAGAUUAAAGUUAGCAAAACCUCAAGCCUUGUGCCUCUGCUGCCACAUAACUAUAGUUUGGAUCUGUCACAUGCAGUGUGUUCUAUUGGGAAUAACAAAGUGUUUGUAUGUGGUGGACUUAUUUGUCCAGGUGACAAACGUCCAGAGGAGUAUUCUAUCAAUCGGCAAGCAUAUAUGUUAGACCAAAGCACUGGGGAAUGGAGGACUUUAGCUGAGCCUCCAGAAGCUCUUGAUUGUCCUGCUUGCUGCAUGGCUAAGUUGCCAUGCAAGGUCCUCCAAAAAACUGUAGUCAAUUAAUUUGUGAAACCAAAAUGAAACAAUCUGUAGCAAUAAAGAAUGACUGAAAUGCAGUUUACAGAUA
Pantherophis guttatus is the source of this 1942-nucleotide messenger RNA. RefSeq names its product calicin (gene CCIN). The record is from RefSeq and is a predicted model, not a curated record. Gene Ontology annotation, molecular function: protein binding. Lineage: Eukaryota; Metazoa; Chordata; Lepidosauria; Squamata; Colubridae.